AUGGUACGCUGUCCAAAACUCUUUAAAUGGCUUACUAAGGCGAGUGAUGUGGCUAUUGGCCGUCGUAAGCGGCAGGGCGAAAAUGAUUUUGGAACGCUGGGUCGUAAUUACAAAAUGGAAGAGCCUAUAAUAAUAAAUAAAGAGGUAACGACUGUUAGUACCGGGGAAGAUGAUGGUUUGGAGCUGAAAGAGUUUCAUCGAAUGAACAAGAAGAAAUAUCGUAGUCUUCCUGUUCCAGCAUUAAGAAAAUCCCAAGUAAUGGAUGAAAAUCAAAAAAUAUUUGUUGUAGAUAAACGUCGAUUUGCUAUGGUCGAUCCUUUCAUUCCUUCUCAUAAUAGAAGUCAUACUAUAGAUUCUACACGAACUUUGACUUCUUUUUUUGGUUUUGAUGAUCAGUCACAAACUCAAUCCGAUAAAUCUAUCAAUAAUAAAGAUUUCGCUAUGAUUGACAAUAAUUCAAAAGUUAAAUUAGAUUUUAUAGAUGAAUCUAAUGAAGAAUCUCCGGCAACUAUUUUAGUAGCAAAGAAGGAGAUUCUUACGAGACAUGGUCAAUUUAGUGUUCAUUCAGCUCGUCUAAUUAGAGGUGGAUCUAUACAAGGUUAUAGUCAUGUUAUUAGAAAAGAUGAUAAAUCUGAUCUUGGAAAAAAUGCUACUCAUUUCAGCGUUACGCAGGUCAACCUUCAAACCAAAAAUGUAUUAAGAUUUUCAUCUUUAAUAACCGAAUCUAAUACAAUGGAUUAUUUUAAUGAAAUUAAACCAAUGAUUUUUUAUUUAAAUUAUUUGGAUCAAAUUUCAAUAAUUGACCCAAAGGAUUCCAUAAACAUAAAAGAUGUCACAAGACUAGAUCCAGGACCAGGAACUUGUCAAUGUGGAAAAAAGAUAGCAUGUGUUGGUUAUUCAGCUUAUUGGUGUAAAACUUGUGAAUCACGAAGAUUUGAAAAGAAAAACCAUAUAGAAAUAGUGAAUCAACAACAAUUAAACCAAAAAGAAAAGAAUCAACAAGAUAUAAUAAAUAUUAAUAAAUAUUAUAAAUCAGAUAAUUUACAAAUAAUGUCUUUCACAAGAACACAUAAUCCGAAAGAACAUUUCUCCGUAUGCGAGUAUAUUGCUGCGGAAACAGCUUUAUAUAGCCUAAAAUUUGCGACUAUUCGAGCAGAUAAUACGGAAGUUGCAGCAGAAGUUUAUGAUAUAUUACAAUACUGGUAA
Dentiscutata erythropus is the source of this 1206-nucleotide messenger RNA. The record is from the annotation of a GenBank genome assembly. NCBI's taxonomy places the organism in Eukaryota, Fungi, Glomeromycota, Glomeromycetes, Diversisporales, Gigasporaceae.